This is a messenger RNA of Balaenoptera acutorostrata (minke whale), 2505 nucleotides long. RefSeq names its product charged multivesicular body protein 2B (gene CHMP2B). The transcript is spliced from 6 exons. Gene Ontology annotation, biological process: endosome transport via multivesicular body sorting pathway; protein transport; late endosome to vacuole transport. The coding region runs from base 277 to 918 and encodes 213 amino acids. Lineage: Eukaryota; Metazoa; Chordata; Mammalia; Artiodactyla; Balaenopteridae. Gene Ontology annotation, cellular component: ESCRT III complex; multivesicular body. The record is from RefSeq and is a predicted model, not a curated record.
ACGCAGGCGCGCGCGCAGAUCACGCAGGCGCUGCCUGGAAGUGACUUCUCCAAAAAGUGUCUUAGUUCGCGGUCACCUGAGCGGAGGGCAACUCCGCUGCGGCAGGGUUCGUGGAUACCCGCCCUCCGCGGGUCCUGCCUGGAGACCCCGCCCUCUUCUCUUGCCCAUCCGCUCCGCCAUCCCGAGCCCUCCAAAGGCCUGUCCUUUUCCUCCGGUCCUUUCCCAGUCGCGGGCCGGACCGGGCCGAGCCGGGCUGCCCGGACGAGGUCCCUGACCAUGGCGUCCCUCUUCAAGAAGAAAACCGUGGAUGAUGUAAUAAAGGAACAGAAUCGAGAGUUACGAGGUACACAGAGGGCUAUAAUCAGAGAUCGAGCAGCUUUAGAGAAACAAGAAAAACAGCUGGAAUUAGAAAUUAAGAAAAUGGCCAAGAUUGGUAAUAAAGAAGCUUGCAGAGUUUUAGCCAAACAGCUUGUACAUCUAAGGAAACAGAAAACAAGAACUUUUGCUGUAAGUUCAAAAGUCACGUCUAUGUCCACACAAACAAAAGUGAUGAAUUCCCAGAUGAAGAUGGCAGGAGCAAUGUCUACUACAGCAAAAACAAUGCAGGCGGUUAACAAGAAGAUGGAUCCACAAAAGACAUUACAAACAAUGCAGAAUUUCCAGAAGGAAAACAUGAAAAUGGAAAUGACUGAAGAAAUGAUCAAUGACACACUUGAUGACAUCUUUGAAGGCUCUGAUGAUGAAGAAGAAAGCCAAGAUAUUGUGAAUCAAGUUCUUGAUGAAAUUGGAAUUGAAAUCUCUGGAAAGAUGGCCAAAGCGCCAUCAGCAGCCCGAAGCUUACCAUCUGCCUCUACUUCAAAGGCUACUAUCUCCGAUGAAGAGAUUGAACGGCAACUCAAAGCUUUAGGAGUAGAUUAAUCAAAAAAGCCAUUAUAUUUUGCCUAUUAUAAUUAUUUAGUAUAAACCAGGCACAGUGCAGAUUCCUUUUACAAAACACAUUUAUUUUGCAAAAAUGAAGACCAUGAGUAAACAGUUGUUUCCUAACCCAUGGCUGUUUUGAAUCUUUUGCCAAAGAAUGACAAUGAUGCAAAAAUGGGAACAGUUUGGAUUUUAAUUAAAACUGUUUAGGAGUGAUGAUGUGUAAAAUGUUGACUUCUUUUCUGCACGGCAUAGAGAAAUUAUAUUCAUUACUUAGUGUCGUUUAUGUUCUAAAUCUUUUUCACUGAAUACAAAUCUUGUUAAAGCCACUAGGCACCAGCUUAAAGAGACCUGUAAAAAUAUUAAAAGUAUAUCAUUAAUUCUGUAUCUGUUAACUUGUCCUUUGUUAGCGAUAUGUGUUAUGACCAUAGGUGGUUCAGCUGCCAAAUUAUUUUUAAAUUACCUGAAAGAAGAGUGCUAUUUAAACAUCUGUCUUAAACAAAAACUGUUAUGAGCUUUUCUUUUUUUUUUCCUUUGGGAGAACAUUCUAGUUGGUAAGUUUCUUACCUUUCAAAAUGUGCUUGGCACCUGCCUUAAAUAGCACAAACAUAUUGUGCACAUCUUUAAAUCAUUUUAACUGACAGAAAAGAAUUACAUUUUAAACUCAAAUUGAAGCCUUUUACAAAAAUUAUCCAGGCUCUUUUUUGUAAAGCUUAUAAAAGUGAAUUAAAUAUAAUUAGCAAAAAGAGACACUGAAUUAAUAACAUUUUAUAGUAAUAAAACAAUAUAUUUUGAUCUUUCUGCCAAGAACUGAGAUUUUCUCCAUAUGAGCUAUAAUUUAAUCUCUUUAGUUUUGAACUGUAUUAAUGUGUACACUGAACCCUCUAAAUUGAAGGCAUCAUUCUCAAUUAAAUAACACUACUAUGACAGUACUCAACCUAAAUUUUAAAAAUUAGCAUUUUUUCAUGGUAAAUAAACUACAACUUUGUCCGAAAUUACUGCCUGAAUGUGUAUUAAUGUAUUAGCUGCAUUUUUUAAGGUAAAGUUGCUAUGGUAUUUAAUGUAUGGAUAGAAAGUGAGAAUAAGUGAAGAAGUGGCAGAUUAGUUAGAAUUUAGAAUUAGGUUAGCUUUGAAAAAUGAUGUUGUCAUAUAUGGGUUCUAGCACAUCCCAGCAUAAAAACUCUUCUGGAGGAGAUCAGAUAGCUGUAACCUGGUUGAUUUGGGAUAAUGGAUAUUUUGGACUAAUAUGGACAACAUCAAUACAUUUUAGGACUAGUAGACAUGUGGCAUAUGGAUUGGUGGGUAAAACAAAAACCUACAGUUUACAGUCUAUAAUCCAUAAACCAUUUAUAAUGUUCAAAGAUAAGAUUCCGUUAUUGAUAAUAUUAAAUGCAGUUACCCUGAACAUUGAUGGGUCAAAACAUUUUACUGGAUUAUGGAAUGUUAACCCAGAACUUGUUUUGAUUCUUGGAUGUACAUAAUAAUGCUAACUAACUUUCUUGUUUGCUUUCUUGUUUACAUGUGGGGGGUUUUGUUUUUUAAAUUAUUUUGUUAAAAAAAAACCCCAAUAAAGGUUUAUUGCUGUUA